Messenger RNA from Prorocentrum cordatum, 669 nucleotides. The record is from the annotation of a GenBank genome assembly. NCBI's taxonomy places the organism in Eukaryota, Dinophyceae, Prorocentrales, Prorocentraceae.
CUUCUCACUUCUCCUUUGUCCACACUAUGAUUUGUUCCGCCUCUUGUCGAGGUUCCUUCACCGUCCCCCAUCAGACCCCAAUCCUUUGUUGAAGUCGGUCCGUAGCUUUUCUGCCCAAGGCUAAGUCACAGCAUGGACGCAACGUCGUGCGCGCUCUACGCGCACACCGCCAUCGAAUGUGUGGCUGGGAGUUUGUUGCUGUAUAGAGGCAUGAGCAGCUCUGACAAGGUACAGGACUGCACUGGAAGAAUGUAUCGCCGCUGGCACGGAGCUGGUUUGUUGUCGCUAUCCUUUCUCGGGUACGAGGCGAUACGAUCACACAACGAUGGCAAGGAUAUCAGUACCGCGCUCCGGGUUUGUACCAUGUUCCACGGGCUUGCCGCAGCCAUCAUGUUCUUCGCCAGAGCCGACGUCAAGGACAACGAAAAGGCUGCAGUCACCCUCAAGGUAGCGAUGCUGAACCCGCACAAUUUCCUCGCCCUCGCGUUCGCUUAUGUGGCCGCCAAAUGAGGGGCGGUAGGGGUGCUGACUGCUGUGGCCGCUGCCACAGGGAGCAGCCACGUCAAAAGCGAAGUCAAAAGGUCAAAUGCUGAGAAGUCACAACCACCCGCAAGUCGCAAAAGAAACCCAACACCAAAAGCAGCAAACAUCCGCUGAAAAUGUCGGAGG